CACCGCAGAGUGAUCCACAAAACAAACGUAUGCCUGCCCCUGUCUCCUUCACGGUGCGCCCACCAGGAUCCGCCCCGUACCGGCCUUCGCCCCUUGGCAACAGGGGCCCGCCUUCAAGACGGCUGUUCAAUGAUGACCAGGAGGACGAGGAUGAUCACGACGACAGCCAUAUUCAAAGCAAGAGAGGGGAAAGGCCCAGAGACGAACGGAUAGAAGGAUUCGGAAAGAAUGGACGUGCCAUUGGGUACGUUGGUCACGAUUCAACCAAAGUGCAAGAGUUGACCUCUCGUCUGUGUAGUGGCGACAAACCUGCAGCCCCGCUUGUCAUUCCCGCCAUCCCCAAUCGAGACUGGCGAGCCUCAUCUACCCGCAGGACGCCUUCAUAUCGCCCCGAAAACCAACCCCAAGUCGAUGCUGGCGAUACCCAUGACCGAGUCGGAGACGGCCCUCAACGUUCGGGAUUGAGGCAGAUGAUCAAGCAGGAAGUAAAAGAGGGCGAAGACGGAAGUGUCAAUGUCAAAAUUGAAAAGCACGAAGAGAUUAGCAAUGGCUCCGUCAAGCAGGAAAUCAAAGAGGAGGUGGAGGUGAAGAGGGAACCCCUCACGCUAGAAGAACAGGCUCUUCAAGCUCUCCUUCAAGGCGAAGUUCCUCGUGAAACGGAAGAAGAGCGACUACGCCGUGAGCUCGUCAUUGCUUCCGCCGCAGACACCCCUUUCUCUGAGGAAGAUGCUCUCAAACGAGACGUCGACGCUCUCCCCGCCGAGUCGACUAUCGAUGAUUACGCCGCUGUCCCUGUAUCAGCCUUCGGUGAGGCUAUGGCUCGCGGAAUGGGCUGGACUCCUGCGACCGAGGGCGGUACAAAGAUCCACGAACCCAAAUCGAGGCCUGCCCUUCUGGGUCUUGGGGCAACUGCCAUGCAGGCCCCGGUGCCUCCUAGCCGGAGCGGCUCCAGCAACGGAAAGAAGCCCAGGCCGCCAAGCAAGAGAGAUGCUAUGAAAUACAGCCUGGCGGGGGCUAUGGUCAGGCGAGAUGGGAGUGAGACGCCCGGGGCAAGCAGUGCCAGUGAGAGCAGUGAAGGCAAGAGGAGGAGGGAUGACGACUCCGGGAGAGAGAGCAAGCGGAGGGACGACGGAUAUAGAGAUAGAGAUAGGGACAACGGACGGGACCGUGCUCGUGAUAGUGAGAGGGACAGAGAUAAGGAGAGGAGGACCGACCACCGAGAUGCUGGGCGUUCUGAGACAGAGGACGAGCGUGCUCGGCGGAAAGCCAAAGAGCGCGAAAGGAGAGACAGGGGUGACGAUAGGGAUCGAUACCGGGACGGCGACAGACGAGACGACCGUGAUCGCUAUAGAGAAAGGGAUGAUAGAGAUAGACGCGAUGAUAGGGACAGGAGAGAUAGGGACCGGGAUAGGAGACGUUGAGCAGGCCUGUUUGUAUAUUACAUGUAUGAAGAACCACCUCAUGUGGAGAAUAAACCGUUCUAACAGA
This is a messenger RNA of Cryptococcus amylolentus CBS 6039, 1488 nucleotides long. RefSeq lists its product as hypothetical. Gene Ontology annotation, biological process: mRNA splicing, via spliceosome. Bases 30 to 1421 code for a protein of 463 amino acids. The transcript has 2 exons. Lineage: Eukaryota; Fungi; Basidiomycota; Tremellomycetes; Tremellales; Cryptococcaceae. Gene Ontology annotation, cellular component: spliceosomal complex. The record is from RefSeq and is a predicted model, not a curated record.